AUGAAGUUGACUUUCAAGGACCUCAAACAGCAGAAGUUCACAAUCGAGGCCGACCCGAGCGAGAAGAUCGGACAGGUGAAGGAGAAGAUCAGCGCAGAGAAAGGAUGGGAGCCUUCGACACAGAAGCUCAUCUACUCGGGCAAGAUUCUGCAAGAUGACAACACUAUCGAGUCGUACAAGAUCGAGGAGAAGGGAUUCAUCGUUUGCAUGACCUCCAAGCCAAAAGUCGCCCCAUCAAAACCAGCAGAGCCAUCGACACCUGCAAAGCCCGUAUCGACCCCAGCAGCACCAGCCGCUCCACAGGCCGCGCCCUCUACAAACACUUCGCAACCGCCAGCGACCCCAUCUCCUGCGCCUGCGUCGGCCGCCGCGACUUCAGAGCCCGCCAACUUCAAUGACCCGUCUGCACUUGCACUCGGCGAGCAGCGCACAGCUGCCAUCGCGGGCAUGGAGGCCAUGGGCUUCCCGCGCGAUCAGAUCGACCGGGCGAUGCGCGCUGCCUUCUUCAACCCAGAUCGUGCUGUGGAGUACCUUCUGAACGGUAUCCCAGCAAGCGCACAGCAAGAGGAGCGACCAGCAGCUGCAUCACCACGACCAGCUUCGAAUCAGGGACAACAACCUGCUGCUCCAGCAGCGCCGGCGACAGAGACUGCAGCUCCUUCCGGUGAUGAGCCGGUCAACCUCUUCGAGCAGGCCGCACAGGCAGGCAGAGGUGGCGCAGGUGCUCGCGGUGGCGCUGGCGCUGGUGCUGGUGCUGGUGCAGGUGCCGGAGGUCUUGCUGCAGCGCUCGGCGGAGGACAGGGCGGAGGUCAAGGUGGAGGACAAGGAGGUGCUGCCAACUUGGAGUUUCUAAGAAGCAACCCCCAGUUCCAGCAACUUCGUCAGGUCGUUCAGCAACAGCCACAGAUGCUCGAGCCGAUUCUUCAGCAAGUCGCGGCUGGUAACCCACAGCUCGCUCAGAUCAUCACCCAGAACCCAGAACAAUUUAUGCAGCUACUGGCGGAGGAUGGAGACGACGAUGUUGCACUUCCUCCCGGCGCCCAGCAAAUAAGUGUUACUGAGGAGGAGCGGGAGGCCAUCGAGAGACUCUGUAGACUCGGAUUUGAGCGAGACAUGGUCAUCCAGGCCUACUUCGCCUGCGAUAAGAACGAAGAGCUCGCAGCCAACUUCCUCUUCGACCAGCCUGAUGAACCUGACGAGUCGAACUAG
Molecule: messenger RNA, 1209 nt
Organism: Fulvia fulva
Lineage: Eukaryota; Fungi; Ascomycota; Dothideomycetes; Mycosphaerellales; Mycosphaerellaceae
Product: UV excision repair protein rhp23
Exons: 3
Coding region: 1-1209 (402 amino acids)
Biological process (GO): nucleotide-excision repair; proteasome-mediated ubiquitin-dependent protein catabolic process
Cellular component (GO): nucleoplasm; cytosol
Molecular function (GO): damaged DNA binding; proteasome binding; polyubiquitin modification-dependent protein binding
Source: RefSeq, a predicted model, not a curated record